AUGUUGUCCGCUCUUUUCGUCGCGGCUUUGCCCGCCUUGGCCCACGCCUUGGACGAUGGCAUCAUCCGCUAUCCCAUCAGGGCCUCUCCCGGCGCCCCCAUCGUCAAGGGCGUCACCCGACGACAGAAUGAGGUCGCUCUCCAGUCCCAGAACACGGGUCUUUUCUACAGCAUCGAUGUUACCAUGGGUACUCCCGGCCAGACCAUCACCGUCAACCUCGACACUGGAUCUCAGGAGCUUUGGGUCAACCCUGUUUGCGACAAGUCGAAUGAUGUCUCGUUUUGCGAGUCUUUUGGUCAUUUUGGAGAGAGUAGCACUUACACUUCGAUUAAUGUUACGGGCGGACUUGUUUAUGGAACUGGAUAUGCCUACUACAACUAUGGCUACGACUUUAUUACCAUCGGCUCUGCCCAUAUCAAGCAGCAGCUCUUUGGCGUUGCCUACGACACCUCCGUCGUGAGUGUUGGUAUCAUGGGUGUGGCUCCUGACCUGCACGGCUGGAACGCCCCUUAUCCUCUCGUCAUUGACAGCAUGGCCCAACAAAACCUCAUCAAGAGCCGAGCCUUCUCUCUUGAUAUCCGCACUAUGGACAGCGACCGAGGUGCCGUCAUCUUUGGAGGUAUCGACACCCGCAAGUACUCUGGUCACCUUGAGAAGCGUCCCAUCAUCCCAGCUUCGUCUUCCCCUGACGGCCAAACCCGAUACUGGGUCCAUCUCGAUGGCAUGAGCCUCACUCAGGAUGACGGCUCUAAGGAGGCCAUCUUUUCAAAGACCAACGGCUAUGCUGUCGUCCUUGACAGCGGCUACACCAUCAGCGCCCUGCCCGGUCCCAUCUUUGAGAAGCUCCUGGCCACUUUCCCUACUGUCCAGCCCGGAAUCGGUUCCUACCACCCUGUCGACUGCGAUGUUGCCAAGCUCAAGGGCACCGUUGACUUCACUUUCGGCAAGACCACCAUCAAGGUGCCUUAUGCCGACUUUGUCUGGCACAACAAGGGAUCAUGCUACCUGGGUGCUUUCCAGGACGAUGAAUUCCCCGUUCUUGGUGACACCUUCUUGCGAGCUGCUUACGUCGUCUACGACUGGGACAACGAGAACGUCUGGCUGGCUAACAACGAGGACUGCGGUACUAACCUGGUUGCCAUCGGAAGCGGAGCUGACUCUGUUCCUGAUAUCGUCGGCGAGUGUGCUUCUUCUGACUCUACCAACACUUCUGAGCUGCCCACUUCCACCGAGGCCUCGACUGGAUCUACCGCUUCUACCGAGUCUGUUACUUCCACCGAGUCCGAGACCAGCGAUUCGACUCCCACUGCUAGCACCGAGUCUACUCUCUCCUUCUCCACCACCCGCUUCCACAACACCUCUUCCGUCAUCCCCAACAAGCUCGGAUCCUCCAAGACCCAGUCUCUCUCCGACUCGCUUCCUACUCUGUCUGGCUCUACCUACUUGGACCCCUCUUACCUGGACCCCACCUACUCGGGCCCUACCACUGCGGCUCCUACCACUAUCACGUCGACAAUCACCACCAGCAAGGUCUACACCAUCACCUCGUGCCCUCCCAGCGUGACCAACUGCCCUGUCGGCUCCGCCACCACUGAGAUUAUCACCUCGUACACGACCUACUGCCCCGGCGAGACCAAGGCUCCCAAGCCCACUAACCCUCCCGUCAUCAGCGACACUUCGAUCGUCACCAACACCCACGUCUACACCAUUACUGACUGCCCCGGCGAGGGUCCCUGCAACAAGGGCGAAGUCACCACCGAGUUCGUUGCCACCACCCAGCUUGUCCACCCCCAGGUUACUGCCAUCUACACCGUUCCCGAGGCUAUCCGCUGUGGCCCUGGUAACGCUCACUGCAAGGAGGCCACAACCAAGGCUGUCCGCGUCGUCACCAUUACUCCCGCCACCAAGGCUCCCGAGCCCACACCCGUCCCCGGUGUCUGCACCACCUGCGGUCCUCCUGGCAAUGCCAACGGUACCAUCACUGAGGUCUACACCCACCCCAGCAAGCCUACUCAGGUGUACACUCAGCCCGGCGGUACCCAGAUCUACACCAAGCCCAGCCAGACCCAAGCCUCAGGCUAUGGCUACCCUCAACCUCCCGCCAGCACCGUCGCAACGGUCGUCAAGCCCAGCGGCGAGGAGCCAUCCGAGCCCACGGGCACCAGCCCUGCCCUCGUGACAGGCGGCGCCGCAUGGAACGCCCCCGGCCAAUUGGCAGUUAUUGCUGGCGCUCUCUUCGCCGCAAUGCUCUAA
This is a messenger RNA of Fusarium falciforme, 2253 nucleotides long. Its product is annotated as Peptidase A1 domain-containing protein. Gene Ontology annotation, biological process: proteolysis. NCBI's taxonomy places the organism in Eukaryota, Fungi, Ascomycota, Sordariomycetes, Hypocreales, Nectriaceae. The transcript is spliced from 4 exons. The record is from RefSeq and is a predicted model, not a curated record. The coding region runs from base 1 to 2253 and encodes 750 amino acids. Gene Ontology annotation, molecular function: aspartic-type endopeptidase activity.